Acanthocheilonema viteae is the source of this 405-nucleotide messenger RNA. NCBI's taxonomy places the organism in Eukaryota, Metazoa, Nematoda, Chromadorea, Rhabditida, Onchocercidae. The record is from the annotation of a GenBank genome assembly.
AUGCAGUAUGUCAGCAAUCAGCAAUACAAUAGUAACUAUAAGUACGAUUCACUAAAACAGUUACAAAAGCUAUCAUCACCGAUCGUUGGCUUUUGCGCCUGGUCCAAGCAUGGUUCGAUAAUAAGUUCUUUAUGCGGAUGUUUUUCGAAACCUAUCCAUUUCAAGCCAUUAUCAACUACAUUAUCAUCAACAUUCAUAACGCUAAAUCCGGAUGCGGAUGCGGAUCCGGAUCCGGAUCUGCCUGAUAUGAAUAGCACGGAGGAUGUUAUUGACAAAAAUAAUGUGGAAAUAAAUCAACAAUCUACGUCAGAAUCAGAUUUUAGACGAUACUAUUGCUGCAACGAUCAAAAGGCGUUGAAAAAUCGAUCAAUUCUUAUCGAAAAGCAAAUUCUCGUUCUGUGCUAG